AUGCAUGUGGAUUCCGAUGAAGAGGCAGCUGCCGCGUGUACGGCGGCGAAAUGGAGAGCUCCACAGAGCGCCACGACUACAAAUCUCCCGAAUGCGGCCCUGGGGAAUAUUGUCACCAAAUUACGCAACCUGCGGGAAGAGCUUGUCAGCUUCGAUGAGAGUGUUCCAGAUAUUGUCACCUUCCGCGUCGACGGCAGGCUUUUCUCUGUGCAUCGCGAGGUGUUGCGGAAAGACCCGCAGUCUGUGCUCUUCCUGAUGGCAGCGACACAUUUUCGGCGUUACGGUGAUGGAAAUCCAAUGCGUGAAGUGAUUGAGAUUCCAGGCAAGAACGCGGCCCUCUUUGGUAUGUUAAUGAAUCUUCUACGUGGGUAUCGGAACCCUAUUCCGGAAGCAUACCGAGAGGUUUGUUUAGCAGAAGCACGGUUUUAUGGAUUGGAGCACUCAUGGGAGUCGCGUUACCCUGUUGCGGCCACCGGUCCCUUUCGCCCGUUCAUUUGCAGCGACAGACUUCUCUCGGAUGCUUUGUGCGCCGCGGCGAGUCCGUUUUACUCCAACGGGCUUCACUUCAUCACUUUUGGGAUAUCACGCUGUGAGACGGUGGGGGUGGGGGUUGGGGCGGAGGGUGCAUGCCUGAGUUGGAUGGAUGGCAUGGGCCAGUGCGAAGACUUGGCCCUUUACUGGAACGACGGGCGAGUGACCCACAAUUUUGGAGGCCUGUUCACGGAGAAGACGGGCUGCUCGUUUACCUCCAACGCGUUGAUCAAAGUUGAGUUGGACUGCGAGGAGAACAUCGUGCGAUGGUCGCUCUCGGGCGAGCAAAGUGUGGCCGUCGUUCGCCUUCCGCCAAAGACGAGUUUUGCGUUUGCAGCGGUGCUUGUGGGACCAUCCGAGGUGCGGAUAUUACGCGGGGAGUAG
Messenger RNA from Trypanosoma cruzi, 915 nucleotides. RefSeq lists its product as uncharacterized. Bases 1 to 915 code for a protein of 304 amino acids. The record is from RefSeq and is a predicted model, not a curated record. NCBI's taxonomy places the organism in Eukaryota, Euglenozoa, Kinetoplastea, Trypanosomatida, Trypanosomatidae. The transcript has a single exon.